AUGUUCAUGGAGACGCAUCCCCUCAUCGCCGAGAGCAUCGGGAAUACGCCUGUGCAUAACGCACAGAAUUCUUGCGUGUGUCGGACAGAAACCGUCGCCUCCCCCGAUCCCAGCUCAUCCGUACAUUUCCAACCAUCGCCGCGGGGACGCUGCUGUGCUUCCGGUUGGCACACUGCGCAUUAUAGCGCAUGUACGGCGACAACACAUCCAGAGAGCUGGCACGCCCUUGACACGGGAGACGUUAACGACGUUGCCAGCUCCUAA
Molecule: messenger RNA, 264 nt
Organism: Fibroporia radiculosa
Lineage: Eukaryota; Fungi; Basidiomycota; Agaricomycetes; Polyporales; Fibroporiaceae
Exons: 3
Coding region: 1-264 (87 amino acids)
Source: RefSeq, a predicted model, not a curated record